GUGCUAAGUCAGUAAACGCUAGCUAGAACUCUGUAGGACUAGUUUAGUUGUUUCUUCAAUGUUAAGUUAACGAGUAGCGUGUCUUGUAACUAGCUAGUAAUCUUGUAUAUAACACCAAGAAGCUAUGUUCCUAAAGCGAGUCUGUUUUAGUCGUUGUUUUGUUCGCGGCGUGGGUAAAUAGAGAAGCGGCUGUUGUUGUUGUUGUGGCCUGCUACACGUUAGCUUAGCUAAACUAGCUGUAGCCUCAGCUGGUUGCUGCAGCUCUACUCAUCUCAUCUCCGAAACGACAAGGGAAAUGACACAUCUUCCAGCUAUCUAAGGCUGAGCUUUCGCUUUAUAGAGAAGUUGUGGUUUUGGCCAGGGAUCAGCAAGUAGUUCCCCAGCUAUGAGAACCUCCACUCACUGACUUACAUCUCACAAAAAUGGAGCUGUACUGGUACAUAGUUGUUAUUAUAUUCAUUAUUAUCAAGAUAUUCUUCUAUGUGUGCUGGUACCGAUCAAGACAGAGGCAGCUGGCAGCAUACUUGAGCAACCCACGCAAUGCUCAGAUAGUCAUUGUCGGAGGAAGGGCCUACCUCCAUCAGAUGUGUGAAAGACAGAGUCAAACGUCUGUCUGGCCUAGUUGGUAUGGUGUUCAGGAUGACCUGUCAAUAGAAGAGCCCUCCACAGCUCUGCCACCAGCUGCAUCCUUCUCCCAAUUGGACAUGCCACCACCAUAUGAGGCAGUCUCUGGAGAGGACGAUCUGAAGCCCCCGCCCUACAGCGAGUGUGCUCACAGCGACGAGGCGGACGCUCCUCGUCCCUCCCAUCACCCUCCUCUCAUUUCUGAGGGAGGAGACACCAUUAGCGUAAACGAAGCCCCACCCCCCUACACGCCAUCUCCCCCGACACAAGUCAGUCAGCAAGACGUCUCUGUUAGCCACAGUGAGCCCCAAUCAGACAGCAGGUCCACCUAAUCAACCCCCCAAUGCCAGUUUGCCUUUUCCAUGCACUGCCUUUCUAUAUUCAACCUCAGUGAUCGUUGCCAGCCUAACUCUCAUCACAUGAGAGCAAAUGUGUAUUUGGAUGUGAGUAUGAGUGAGUGUGUGUGUGUGUGUGUGUGUGUGUGUGUCUGUGUGUCUGUGUGUGUCUGUGUGUGGUGGUUUUUAGAUCCAAGUUGUUUUUCUACUUUGUAUUGUUUAAAAAAAAAGUGGUAAUCUGAUGAGUUUGGCAAUAACAGAUCACAUCAGCAAGCCUGUGUGCCUCAGUCAGGACCACAGAACUGCCUCCCAGCUAGGAUGAGGAUAAAAUACCCUUGACCUCGAAGCUCAAAGAGAAUCAGUGAGACGCAGACAAGCAGAACGACAGAUACUUAAAAGCGUGUUGCUCCUGAUGUCCGAGCUCGCUUCCUUUCACAGAUCUAAUUUAACUGACCCGUUCUACAAGCAUGAUUUGGGGAAAUGAGAAGUUUUUAGUUCCUGCUACUGUGGUGGAUAAAACGUGGGAAAUUACUUGGUCUGUGUGUCUAUAGACAUUUUUCUGAGCAAAGCAACUUAAUAGUGCGUGAUGGACAAUUCAUAGUGCAGACAGUCUAAUUAGAUUUCAGUGUACCUAGCUGCGUUCAUAUUGAAUAAAAAGUUAAAUGUUUCAACUUCUGCAAACUGUUAUUACUCUCAACGCCUCAUUAAUACUGCACGUGAGUUAUCUGAAGACAAAGUAUGUUGACGGAGAGCUAUUUGAUAAUGAAUGCUCUAAUUGUCUUAAAUAAUUACCUCAUUAGCAUAACUGGUUAUGUUUAAUAUAUCACGGUGAUUAUACGGAGACAUUAGGCAAUUCAAGUGCCUAUUACAUCUGUGAAUGGAAGUGAGAGAGGACAAGCGGAACAAGUGAGUGGAAUUAAUGAACAUUUUAUGGCAGCAGACAAGAGAUUGUUCUCUGUUGAUUUUCACCUCUGCUGCUGGAUUCUGUCUGUGGCUGCUUUACAAGAGCACCUAUAUGCCAGAAAGCAGGACUCUGUGCGAACAGUAUGAACCAGAAUUUUGUUAUUUUUUCUUUAAAGAUAUACUAUGCAGGAUUUUCUUUAAAAAAACAAAAACACACAAUCUCAGUCAUCACUUAUGACCCACUAGUUAUUUGGCGGUGUAUUUAUCUGCAGAGACUCUGCCCUCUAGCUGUAUGCUCUUAUUUUCUGAGUUUGGGAAUGUUAUGGGCGUGUACCCCACCAGUGCUCAAGCGAGGUCGGAGCUAAACAACAAGUAGCAACCAGGUGCCAGACCGUAAGCAGGAGGCAUCCAAGAGACACAGCGUGGAAAAAAAUGCAAGAAUAGCGAGGCAAAAUGCCAAAGGAGAAUGAAUUUGGGGUUGGCUUUUACUUUCACUUUCUCUGGCACACGUGUUUACAGACAGUAACUGACAAUCCUGCAUAGUGUACCUUUUUAAAAAGUUGUGGAAUAGGACAAAAGGUCUUCAAAAGAAGUCUGAGGAAAAAUCGUUGCGCUGUCCCUCAUCAAGUAUGAAAACAUUUUCUCUAGUUUUAGAUCCAGCUGUGGGAUAAUCAGAUCAGUUAUAAAUGGUAUUGUUGAGUUAAAGGCUUUAAUUGAGUGAAAUAUCAAAUGAAAACUGUAAAACAACCCUGAAAAAUUACUCACAGGGUUGUGAGGCUCAAACUAUUUCUGGAGCUGAAGGCUUAACAGUCAUCAACAAACUCAGUUAUUACUUUUUUUUAAUUGUUGCAAAAUGAAGACUAACCAAAAAAUAUUUUUUAACAUUUGUGUCUGUUCUUUGUUAUCUUUAUGUUAAUCUGCCACAAGCAGGCAGACGUCAGCCAACUUCGUGCAUUUCUUGUGUUUGUUUCUGAUAUAGUAUUGCUUUGGGAAAGCUUGUUACUGCGCUUUCUGCUCUUUUUGUAUCACUGCAUUUCAGAUAAUCUGUGAAAAACACUGUAAGAAGAUGCCCCCAAAUGAUCCACCUCCUGAGUUAGUUUCAGCAACAAUUUAAUUAUUUUACACUUUCUGAACAUUCAAAAAACUGAGAGAAAGAUAAACAAAAUGACUGCAUAAAUGACACUGCAUAAAUGUAUUUGGGGCUUUUAGGAAAGAAUAUGCAGAAAAGGGUCUGGUCUUCAUUGGGUAUCAGAAUUAAAAUUGUAAUUUCUUUCAAUGAUAAUCCUUCGCUGUGAAGACAAAUCGAGGAGCAUCCGUCACUGAUGCCUUUAAAGAAUCUAAACUUUGGAUUUAAAAUCUAAAGGAUGCUGCAUGGUGCAAAUCUCAUGUAGCUUUGAACUCUGUUGAUAUCACUAACAUGGCAGAUGCAUGAUGACAAUUGACUACCCGAACCACAGUGUUACAGGCUCCCACUGUAAUGUACGUUCCUGUUUGUUAACUUCAUGUUCAUUCCCAUGGUGGGUGACAUAUCAGAUCUCUCCACUUCGUAGCUUGUGAGUUGGGGGGAAUUGACUUAUUGUGUUUUGAUUUGGCGGAAAAUCCGUCUUCUGUAUUAAAAUGUUGUUCAUAA
Molecule: messenger RNA, 3492 nt
Organism: Plectropomus leopardus (leopard coralgrouper)
Lineage: Eukaryota; Metazoa; Chordata; Actinopteri; Perciformes; Serranidae
Source: RefSeq, a predicted model, not a curated record